This is a messenger RNA of Closterium sp. Naga37s-1, 1938 nucleotides long. The record is from the annotation of a GenBank genome assembly. NCBI's taxonomy places the organism in Eukaryota, Viridiplantae, Streptophyta, Zygnematophyceae, Desmidiales, Closteriaceae.
AUGACACUGCGUCCUUCUACUGCUUCACAGCGUCUCCCUCUGCCCUCUCCUCCUGCGUCCUCUCUUCCUGACGGUCCGGACCCGGAGUCUGACUCCCUUCGUGCUGCUAGUCCUACUGUCACGCGCUUUCUGGCCACUGCUGUCACUGACCCUCUGUUUGAGUCCUCUGCUGCGUCUGCUCUUGUUGCUGAGCUUGUUGACUUUGCUGCAGCCUGUCGCCUAGAUUACGCCACUAGUCUUGUUGCUGCGUCUGCGUCUGUCUGUCCUCCGUCCGUCGGGGGUGAGUGUGCUCUUGGCACGGACGUCCUUGAGGACAGGCAGGAGGACCUUGAGUGCUUUGCCGCUGCUUCACCUCAUCUCGUGUCCAUGCUGCUUGCACCUGAGGGAGACCCGGAUGCACUAGACAUCCCGACCCCGCGCUCUUACGCAGAGGCGAUAGAGGGUCCCUACUCCUCUCAGUGGCAGGCAGCCAUGGACGCAGAGAUGGCUUCCUGGAAGUCCACAGGCACCUACAUAGACGAGGUUCCCCCACCUGGGGCGAACAUCGUCAGUGGCAUGUGGAUCUUCAGGGUGAAGCGGCCCCCGGGUUCUCCGCCUGCCUUCAAGGCGCGUUACGUUGCACGUGGCUUCAGUCAGCGACAGGGAGUUGACUUCUUUCAGACCUUCUCCCCUACCCCGAAGAUGACCACUCUUCGGGUACUGCUGCACGUUGCUGCUCAGCGUGACUACGAGCUCCACUCGCUUGACUUCAGCACAGCCUUCCUACAGGGCAGCCUGCACGAGGAGAUUUGGCUGCGCCGCCCACCUGGCUUCACUGGGUCGUUUCCUGCUGGUACCCAGUGGAGCCUCCGGCGGCCAGUCUACGGUCUCCGCCAGGCGCCCCGUGAGUGGCACGACACGCUCAGGACGACUCUUGCUGCUCUUGGUUUUGCUCCUUCCACUGCUGACCCUUCUCUGUUUCUACGCACUGACGCUACUCUGCCGCCGUUCUACGUUCUUGUGUACGUAGACGACCUUGUCUUUGCUACUGCUGACACGGAGGCACUCGCCCACGUGAAGUCCGAGCUGCAGAAGAGACACACGUGCACAGACCUGGGUGAGCUCACAAGCUAUCUUGGCUUGCGGAUCACCCGGGACAGAGCACAGCGCACCAUUACCUUGACUCAGUCACACAUGGUGCAGCAGGUCCUUCAGCGCUUCGGCUUCACCUACUCCUCGCCACAGUCCACUCCUCUGCCUACCGGUCACUCGCUCUCAGUUCCACCUUCGGACGAGUCCGUAGAGCCGAGUGGCCCGUAUCCAGAGCUUGUGGGCUGCCUCAUGUACCUGAUGACUUGCACACGACCUGAUCUCGCAUACCCUCUCAGCCUUCUGGCUCGCUACGUGGCUCCCGGCAGGCACCGAAAGGUGCACUGGGAUGCUGCGAAGAGGGUGUUGCGAUACUUGUGCAGUACAUCGGGCAUGGGGCUCGUGCUUGGAGGACGGGCUCGAGUUGUCCUCACUGGUCACGCUGACGCCUCCUGGGUUGACGACUUGGCUACGCAGCGGUCGUCACAGGGUUACACCUUCAGCCUUGGCUCCGGUUCUGUCUCCUGGCGGUCUACCCGCUCUUCUUCUGUUCUCAGCUCCAGUUGUGAGGCUGAGAUCUACGCUGGGGCCAUGGCUGCACAGGAGCUUCGCUGGCUCACCUACCUGCUGACCGACUUGGGAGAGGCGCCUCGUUCUCCUCCAGUUCUGUACGUCGACAACAAGGCCAUGCUGGCCUUGUGUCAAGAGCACAGACUGGAGCACAGAACGAAGAACAUUUCUCUGCGCUACUUCUUUGCUCGAGAGUUGCAGCAGCGUGGCCGGCUUCGUCUUGCUUACGUGGCCUCUCAGGCCAACACUGCUGAUGUUUUCACCAAGGCACUUCAGCCUUACUAUGUGGUGACUUUGUGA